This is a messenger RNA of Mycotypha africana, 2382 nucleotides long. RefSeq lists its product as uncharacterized. The transcript has a single exon. The coding region runs from base 148 to 2253 and encodes 701 amino acids. The record is from RefSeq and is a predicted model, not a curated record. Lineage: Eukaryota; Fungi; Mucoromycota; Mucoromycetes; Mucorales; Mycotyphaceae.
AGGAAAGUUGAUCUACCGUUCCUGUUGGGAUUUUUCAUCUUGUAAACUGACUUUAAUUUCGGGUAUUUAAUCUUUGUUCGUGGGCCAAAAAAGAAAAGCUUGCCCUUCUCUACGCUUUUUGUUCUUUUCAGCCUUCGUCACCUAAAAAUGAAAAGAAAUGGAAAUGGAAAGCCCAUGAGUAUUUUCAGGAUUCCAACUGAUUUAUUAGAAAAUCUCCAGCCUAUAGCUCAGACUGUCGUCCAUUCAACAGACACGGAUAAAGAACAGGAUGAAGCUCACAUUACAGCCAAAGCUUUAGCGCGUUUACAACUGCAGCAAGAGCGAUUAGCAAACAACAACAGCAGUAGUAGUGGUAGCGGCGCCGAAAACUCAAGUGGAGGAGAAGCAGAGUUGACCUGUUUGACCUGUCGUGCCACUUUUUCCGAUCGACAAGAACAAAAGCUACAUUUCAAUACGGAUUGGCAUAGAUAUAACAUUAAAAGAAAACUCGUGUUAAAGGUGGAUCCAGUGACGUACGAGGAAUUUGAGAUUUUAUUGGCAGAUUUAAGUGAGAGUAUAUCUGGUUCAGAAGAUAGUGAGGAGGAGGAAGAGGAAGAGGAGGAAAAUGGUAUUGGACGAGAGCAACCACGAGAUGAAGACAGUAAAACAACUCUGAAUAGUAAAAGCAAUACACUCGACUCUCUUAUCUACAGAGAAAAGGAGGAGCAAGAACAAAACGAGCAGUUCAAAAAGGAUGCAAACCAGGUGGUGAUGCCCCAUAUGAGAAAGUAUUCUUCUUUGACUUGGUUCAAGGAAAAAGAGCCAGCAGACCAAGCCUCAUCGUCUUUCACUCUUCAUUAUGGCAUCUAUCGUCGUCUGCUUGUAUCCCCCACCAACCCUAUGACAUCGUUACAACAACUCAGUCAACAUCAACAAUGGACCAUUAUUAUGUUGGGUGGUGGUCAUUUUGCUGGUUGCGUUAUUGAUGUACCCUCUACAGAAAAAAAGCGUGCUCAAGUCAUUUAUCCUUCCGAAGAAGGGGGUGUUAUUAAAUUUAUUGCUCAUAGAACGUUUCAUCGCUACACAACACGUCGUAAACAAGGUGGAUCACAAUCAGCCAAUGAUAAUGCGAAAGGAGCAGCGAAUUCAGCGGGUGCUCAGAUACGUCGAUACAAUGAACAAGCAUUGCAACAAGAGGUGAGAGAAGUACUUGGUCAAUGGCAGCAUCUGAUUAUGAAUAGUCAGAUGGUUUUUGUUCAUGCACCGAGUGGAAAUCGUAAAUUGGUGUUUAAUUAUGAAGGGGCUGUAUUAGAUAGAGUAGGGGAUCGUUUGAAUACCAUUCCUUUUGCCACGCGUCGACCGACUUUGAAUGAAUUAAAACGUGUCUAUUUUGAGUUGUCAACAUUAAAGACGAUGGAUGUGGAUGAACAAGCGCUACAUGACUUUAAGCAGAAAUGGAUAGAAAAAGAAGAAAAAGCCAAGAAACAGUUGGAAAAAUCAGUAAUGAACAAAAGCAAUAGCCAACAGCCAAAUAAAGCAGCAGCAGCAGAAACAGACAGUAGUUUAAAAAAGCUUUUAAAUCUUUUGAAGCAAAACAAAACAGCAGUGACGUUGGCUUUUAUUGAGAAGAAUGAAAAAGAUCUGCCGUUGUCCGGACCUUUACCGGUAGAUCAGUUGGGUGAUAAGGCAGAUGUGUAUCAUUAUCCCACGUUACUACAUAUGGUGGCCAGUAUGGGUAACGGCGCAGGUGAAUUAAUCAAAGAACUGCUCAUUCGUUAUGAUGCGGAUCCAACCAUUGUCAGCGAUGCAGGCAAAACAGCGUACGAAGUGUGUAAAGAUAAAGAAGCUCGAAACGCAUUUAGACGAUGCAUGUGCGAUUACCCCGAUAAAUGGGAUUGGUUAGAAAAAGGACGUGUGCCUAGCCCAUUAACGGAGAAACAAGAACAAGAACAAUUGGCAAAAGAGAAAAAGAGAUUAGAAAAAGAAAAGGAAAGGAAACGGUUAAUGGAAUUAGAACAAGCUCGAUUGGAAGCCGAGCGUGAAGCAAAAGAGAAAGAAGAUCAAAUGAGAAAACAGCAACAACAGCAGCAAAUAAUAAAUCAAAAGGCAAGAUUUGCCUCAACCGCUCGAAAAUUGGGCAGUGGUAAUAAUAGUAGUAGCAGUAGUUUGAAUGAUACUUUACAGAUGAGCCCAGAAGCACGUAUGCGCUUAGAAAGAGAGAAACGGGCAAGAGCUGCAGAGGAAAGAAUGAAGAGAUUACAACAGCAGAAAUAAUCUAUCUGUAUAUAUAUCCCAGCAUACCAUUCCAAUUUUUUGUAAAUAUAGUCCUCCCUCAAUAAAUUUAAUUUAUUGCAAAUGCUGAAAUCAAAACUUUUUGCUUAACAUGAGUGUUACCAUGUGGAA